GUUAUUUGGAAUUUCGUUAGAGGUAAUAAUUAUAUAUUACUGCAACAUCAUUUGGAAAUACAAAUUUAAUGGAAUGACUGUAACCCAGCGUGGAGUCUAUUUUGCUUGAGAAAUUGGAUUUGAGAUUGGGUAUGGGGUUCGUUUGAUGCGGUGAGAAGUUAGUUGUAGACAUUCAGUGCUCAAUAUACACUGUUCCUAACUUGAAGUUCAUCAUCCUGAGUAUCUAUAGAAAAUUAAAUCAUAUAAUUGGGGAAAAAAGGUUUCGGUAAAGUGUAUAUUGAUAACUAGUUUGCCUGAAACAGUUUCUUUUCAUGACACAGGUCCAGGAACGAUUUGAAGUUCUAAAGAAGCGGAAAGAUACUGGAGGCUUUACUGAGCAAGAUUUUGACGAGCGGAUCUUAAGGCAGCAGCAAGAAGAGGAAGAAAGGAAGCGCCAACGGCGAGAAAGAAAGAAAGAGAAGGUUAGUGCCCGUGAGGGCUUCUUGUUUUAUUUGCAGGCCGUACAGAUACGCUCAUCUUCUCCAUACGGAAGGAGAAAGAAGUUAGAUGGAAUGCAUAAAGAGAAGGCAGCAGAGGAGGAAAUCGAGGUAGACCCUGAUGUUGCAGCUAUGAUGGGAUUUGGGGGUUUUGGGUCAUCCAAAAAGUGA
Molecule: messenger RNA, 647 nt
Organism: Ilex paraguariensis (yerba mate)
Lineage: Eukaryota; Viridiplantae; Streptophyta; Magnoliopsida; Aquifoliales; Aquifoliaceae
Source: the annotation of a GenBank genome assembly